AGUUUCAUUUUUGAAUCAUAAGGACAGUAAGAACAGGCGAGAGGAUGGGAGAAAGAGAGGACAAAAGUGACAAGGGCAUGGAAGAAAGGCAAGACAGGAUACAGUUGCAGUCUAGCCGUCAAGGUUUGGACCUUUAUCUUGGCUGUUUAACCAAAAAACAGCUGAUAAUAAUAUCUGUGGCUGUUGGACUUGUUCUCCUUGUGAUUAUCAUUACUCUCGCUGCUGUGCUCACCAAAAAGUCAGGUUCCCCAGCUCAUCCCUCAUUUUCAACUGGUGGAGACAUGCUGGACUUCCUGGUUCAGUCGGGUGAUAUCAGCAAACCUGAUGGUCUGUUGGCUACCUGGUUUCACCGAGCCAAUAGAAAGGAGGAAAUGAACAAAGCCCUAACAAGUGACGCUAUGAUCCUAGAGGCUGAUGUCACUCUUGAGGGUUAUGGAACACCCAGUGAGAAGCCAAUCCCUAUCAUGGCCCACCCUCCUGCCAUCUAUAGUGACAACACUCUGGACCAAUGGUUGGAUGCUGUGCUGGAAUCUCGAAAAGGCAUGAAGUUGGAUUUUAAGUCUCUGAGAUCAGUAGGUUUGUCACUGGACCUGCUUAUUAAAAAAAACAGUAGUAGAGGAAUAAACAGGCCUGUUUGGCUUAAUGCAGACAUCCUCCAAGGUCCCAACGUACCAGACUUUGUGCCUCCAAUCAAUGGAACCAGAUUUCUGCAGUUGAUUCAGGAGAAGUUUCCAGAUGUGACUUUGUCUCCUGGAUGGAGGGUGGGCUAUUUUCCUCCGCAUAAUGUUGAGACCUACACCAGGUCCAUGGUGGAGGAGAUGUACAAUAUGAUCAAAGAUGUCCCUCAAAAGGUGACAUUCCCAGUCCAUGCCCUGUUGGUUCGCAGCGGCUGGCAGCACAUCAGCUGGAUCCUGAGCCAGUCACCACGGUUCAGUAUGACAUUGUGGCAGGGUUCAGUUCACCCAAACAUCACUGAUCUUCUGUUCAUUCGUGAGAACACCUACCCUACCAGAGUCUACUAUGAUAUAUAUGAACCAACACUGUCUGCAUUCAAAGAGGCUGCAAGGCAACAGGGACUUCUGAGAAGAUUUUAUCCUGGAGGAAACCUGAUGGACUUCCUCUAUCCGGGUCACAACUCAGAUGCUGACGUUCUGUCCACAGCCACACAACACAACAGCCUUGCAGUCCAUUGGCUGAGAGUCACUGACAAGACCUCCUUAUUGGCUCAGUUUUCAGAAGGUGAUGGUGGUAUGCUGGUGGUUCAGGUGGCCUCUGACAGCAGCCGACUUGGAGUCCCUCUGGUGGAAGGUUCUGGAAAGAGCUCAGAGGCCUUCACACUGCAGGACUUCCUGCAGCUGCUUGGGCAGAGAGCUGAUGUUCCCUGGGGUGUUUACCUGCGGAUCCACACGCACCAGCUUCUUGAAGCUUCCCUCAAGCUGCUGCACUCAGCCUACAAUAGAGAGAAGCUCUACAGACCUAUCUGGAUCAGCAUGGAGGAUUUACAGGGCACUGACAAUGUUGAGGAGUUUGUAUCCACAGUAGAGAGGUUGUUCCCUUACAUUACCAUCGUCCUGACAGAGCAGAACAGGCCUCCUCUGACCCCAGCAACAGGCUUGUCUCAAAGGGUGGCCCUACAUCUGAAAACAGCAUCACUGCCAAAAGGACAAGAGGCGUUAAACUCUCUAAUGGGAAUGAUGUACACAUAUGACCUAAUUGUGGAGGAGGACACAAAAAGCAGUGCUGGGGCUCUCGCAUCCUUCAAAGGACUUAUGACCCAGCGUACAGGGAGAGCAAACACAAACCUGUAUGUGAUGUCUGAUCAGUCCUAACUGAGUAUAGAUAUGACCAACCCAGAAUUACAGCAUUUAAAAGGAUAAUUGUGUCAUACAGCUACCUCUUAAUGUAAUGUGAAUUGACAUAACUAUGGGACAUUGACUCAACAGCUCUACACACUGUUAAUCAUCGGAAGGCUAAUGUUAUCAGCGGAUACUGGCUAUUUACUCAUCUAUCAGUGUAUCCGGUGAUGGAUAUCAGUAAGAAAUGAUUGUACAUAAAUGAGAGUGCUUGAGAUGUCUUGUCUUCCACUGAAAUAAAAUGAAAUGUAGGAUGUGA
Molecule: messenger RNA, 2112 nt
Organism: Epinephelus lanceolatus (giant grouper)
Lineage: Eukaryota; Metazoa; Chordata; Actinopteri; Perciformes; Serranidae
Gene: fam151a
Product: family with sequence similarity 151 member A
Source: RefSeq, a predicted model, not a curated record